AUGUUAAAAUUAACUAACUAUAAUUUAAAAUUCAAAAUUACUCAAAAUUAUCGAUUAUGGUUUCUUUAUCCAUUGGCAAGGAAAUAUAAACCCCAGCAUAAAGCCAUUAUACAGAGCUAUUUUAACUCACAUUUUCAUCUAUAUUUGCAAAGAAGAAAAAAUACAGAAGAACCAAAGAAAGAUGCAAUACUUAUACAUUCUCACAUUCCAACAUCAAAAAUACUAUUAACAAAACUUAAAAACAGCUCUAAAUUUAGUAUACAUCAAUUCGACACCUAUAAUUUAGUUUCUACGCUAGAAACAACAGGUUUCACUCAUAGUCAAGCUGUUGCUAUUAUGAAAUCUAUUCACGCAUUAAUUAAUAAUUUAGAAGCGGCAAAAACAAAGUUUAUUUCUCGUUCAAAUCUUGAAAAUGAAACUCAUUUAUUCCAUACAUCCCAAUCAGAGCUUAAAACAGAAAUUCAAUCUAUGAGGAAAAAUGAAACAACUGUUUUACGUGCAGAAACAUCAAACUUAAGGAAACAAUUGGAAACAUUAGAGCAGACACUUAAAGAAGAUUUAAUGGCUCUAAAAAAUGAUGUGGCCAUAGAUGUUAAUGAGAGAAAAAACUCAAAUAAAGUAGAAGAAAAAGAUAUCGAGAUAAAAAUCCAAGAAUUAAAUAAUAAAUUCACAAUUAUUCUUGGAGAAAUUCGAGCAAUAUUAGAAAGAAGUAAAUGGGAUGCUACUAGAUAUGGAAUGUGUAAGUUUUUCUUAUUACAACAAAAUCUUAAUAUUAUAAAAGUUGCGAUAUUUAUCAUUGCAGGAUUUGCAUUAAUUGUUAUUUCUAUGCAAGAAACUAUUCAAAAAAAAACUCAUAAAAUUAAAUCAGAACUUUAA
This is a messenger RNA of Pneumocystis murina B123, 876 nucleotides long. RefSeq lists its product as hypothetical. NCBI's taxonomy places the organism in Eukaryota, Fungi, Ascomycota, Pneumocystomycetes, Pneumocystales, Pneumocystaceae. The coding region runs from base 1 to 876 and encodes 291 amino acids. The record is from RefSeq and is a predicted model, not a curated record. Gene Ontology annotation, cellular component: mitochondrion. The transcript has 3 exons.